CAGCAAGAGAGAGAAAAAGAGAAUGAAAGAAUAGAAAGUGAGAGACAGAGAGAAAUGGAGAGAAGGAAGGAGAGAGAGGGAGAGAGAUGGAGACAAAAGAGAAAGAGGGGGAGAGAGUCAAAGGGAAAGAAAAAGAUUGAAAGAGAGGGGGACUCUCCAUUCCUUUGCUCUGCCCGUCCCACAGCACUGCGCUGGGCCAUUGGCCCUUGUCCCUCCUGCCUCUUGGGAAGAAUUCCCAGUACCCUCAGGGCCAGGCUGGACUCGGUGGCCGGGACCAACCUGCUCGACAGCUUCUGA
This is a messenger RNA of Vombatus ursinus (common wombat), 297 nucleotides long. RefSeq lists its product as uncharacterized. The record is from RefSeq and is a predicted model, not a curated record. The annotation marks the transcript as partial. The transcript is spliced from 5 exons. NCBI's taxonomy places the organism in Eukaryota, Metazoa, Chordata, Mammalia, Diprotodontia, Vombatidae.